This is a messenger RNA of Strongylus vulgaris, 345 nucleotides long. The record is from the annotation of a GenBank genome assembly. NCBI's taxonomy places the organism in Eukaryota, Metazoa, Nematoda, Chromadorea, Rhabditida, Strongylidae.
AUGUUCCAGGUGAAAUUCCCAUCACAUUUCUCGAACGAACUGAAAGAUCUGCUGAAGAAUCUGCUUCAAGUCGAUCUCACAAAGCGCUUCGGAAACUUGAAAAACGGCGUCGCUGACAUCAAGAACCACAAGUGGUUCGGCAGCACUGACUGGAUCGCCAUUUACCAACGGAAGAUUACUCCGGCGUCGUUCUCGAAAUGCGAGCCAGGCCGACUGUUCGAAGCCCUGUAUCCGCGCGUCGAAGGGCCUGCUGAUACUCGUCAUUUUGUCGAAGAAGUGAAAGAAGAGGAGAAUUGGACAAUCUCCGAAGAGAACCAUUUCGCCGAGCUUUUCGCCGAUUUCUAA